This is a messenger RNA of Pogoniulus pusillus (Red-fronted tinkerbird), 945 nucleotides long. It is a transcript of the gene CIMIP2A, whose product is annotated as ciliary microtubule inner protein 2A. NCBI's taxonomy places the organism in Eukaryota, Metazoa, Chordata, Aves, Piciformes, Lybiidae. Bases 1 to 945 code for a protein of 314 amino acids. Gene Ontology annotation, cellular component: nucleus. The record is from RefSeq and is a predicted model, not a curated record. The transcript has 7 exons.
AUGGCAGCUCCCAAGGAGAACAGCCUCUUCCCUCUCAAUCCUUACUACAUCCCUGGCUACGAGGGCUUCGUGCCCCAGUACAAGUACCGGUUCGGAGAGACCUACGGCAGGAGCACCUACCGGCUGCUGACCGAGCCGGGGGUCGGGCGCAGCCCUCGCUCCUUGCUGGCGCCGCUGCGCCCGGAGAAGUUCCUGGAGGACUUCAGCGGCUCCAAGCAUGGCACCCAGGGGUACCCCCCCGGGCCGGCAGGGUACUUCCCUUAUGAGAAGGCUGGGGCUGCAACAGCCAUUCCUGAGCAAGUCCUAGGGCCAAAGCCUCUCCUGCCAUGGCCAGAGGCAGCAGAGGAGGAGAUGGUGAUGAAGCACAUGGACCCCGUGCCUGAGCACCACCCAGGUGACUACGUCCCAAGGACACGAGAGCCCCGAGGAGAGCCACGGAGCACUUCCCAGCAUCCUGACUCAGAGGGGACAGAGCUAAGCCCAGCCUGGGGCCAGGGGCAAAGGUGUGGGGCUGGCCAGCUCGGUGGGGCCUUGGCAGGAAGCACAGUGCCUGUGGAAAUGGAGGCUGUGGCUCUGCCCAAGCUGGCUGGAGCUGUGGAUGUGGAGCAAGACCUUCGUUUACCAAAACUGGAUGUACCAAACCUGAUCCAGCAGAAAGUCAUCUCAGGCUACACUGGCUUCAUCCCUCGCCUCUGCUGGGUCCACGGUGCCAGCUACCUCCAGGCGGUGAAGGAGGCGAUGAACGAAUUUGACCAGCUGCAGCUGUCAGAAAGGAGCCCAACCUGCAGCCCUGGCAAGAGAUAUCCCCGCUCCUACCUGCCCAAGAACAAAAUCUACACCAGUGCUGGGCUGAUACCUUUCUACACAGGCUUUGUACCAAAGCUCCGAGACACCUACGCACUCACCUUUGGGGACGGCACCCGAGCAGCUUACCACAAGAAAUAA